AUGGAAGAACUAAAUCACUUUCUCGAUCAGGCUGAGGGAGCAGUCCUGGAUGUCGAACUCCAACCAGCCGACACCGAGAUCUCAUUCCACAUCGGUUUCGCCCUCGAAGCAGACCCACCCCUCCCGCAUCUUACGCCCAUCGCGCCAGUCUAUCAAGACGCAUACGGUCUCUAUAACACAGAUGCUGGUCCCCCUCUUGGUCCACAGUCACUACCAGAGUACAGACUCAUCCACCUCAGGCUUACCUCUACCUACGCUGAGUUGCUUGACAAAGUGUCUGGUUUUCACACGGUACAAGAUCGCCUUUGGUUGCAGCAGCCGGCAUCAGCAAGACACGUUGCGCUGUCAAAGAUCAUCGUAAAGUGGGCGAUAAUGGGAGGAUUCUCGAAUAAUUAUGUCAACGAUGAUGAGGAACUGAGGGAAUUGUUGAAGAUGAUCGUCAAGAGGGGUUUCGUCGACUCACUUGUUGUGAUUUAUAAGUGGAACCCUAUUGUAUCUUAA
This is a messenger RNA of Cadophora gregata, 501 nucleotides long. RefSeq lists its product as uncharacterized. NCBI's taxonomy places the organism in Eukaryota, Fungi, Ascomycota, Leotiomycetes, Helotiales, Ploettnerulaceae. Bases 1 to 501 code for a protein of 166 amino acids. The transcript has a single exon. The record is from RefSeq and is a predicted model, not a curated record.